UAUAGACCACGUAACGAGAGUAGCAGGCGACUGGAGUUUUAACGAAGAAGUGGCUCGUAGCACCACUUAUGAGGUGGUACCGAAAAGUCCGAAAUCGGCAAGAAAGUGUAGAAUGUUUGCACAGACUACUUUGCGGUGGCAUGCUCACAAAGGAAAGGUGAAAUGCUAUGUUCGUGUAGUUUUUGGGUGGAAUGCUCGUAGGGAAAAGGGUAAAAUGCUUUGUUCAUAG
Messenger RNA from Funneliformis caledonium, 229 nucleotides. Lineage: Eukaryota; Fungi; Glomeromycota; Glomeromycetes; Glomerales; Glomeraceae. The record is from the annotation of a GenBank genome assembly.